Molecule: messenger RNA, 1679 nt
Organism: Panicum hallii
Lineage: Eukaryota; Viridiplantae; Streptophyta; Magnoliopsida; Poales; Poaceae
Product: 7-hydroxymethyl chlorophyll a reductase, chloroplastic
Exons: 17
Coding region: 107-1525 (472 amino acids)
Biological process (GO): chlorophyll cycle
Cellular component (GO): chloroplast
Molecular function (GO): 7-hydroxymethyl chlorophyll a reductase activity
Source: RefSeq, a predicted model, not a curated record
UCCCUCCACUCGAUUCCUCGCCUCUGCCUCUUAUCAUCAUCGUCAUCGUUCCUGGCUGCUCGCUGUGUUGGAGACUAGCAGGAGAGGGAGGCUGCGAGCGAGUUCCAUGGCCUCCAGCACCUGCCUCUCCCUUUCCUUGUUCGCCUCCCCGACGGCUCCCUCUGAUCCCGGAUCCCGCCGCUUCUCCUUCGCCGCCGCCUCCUCGUCUUCCUCCUCCAAGAGAAAAGGAACUCUCCAGGCCAAGGCUCUCCGGGAGGAUUGGCGGCAGAAAUCCAAGCCCAUCCCUCCUGGCGCCGUCUACCCUGCCAAGGACCACUGCAGCCGCUGUGGCCUCUGCGACACAUACUACGUUGCGCAUGUCAAGACCGCCUGCGCCUUCCUGGGCGACGGCAUGUCCCGCGUCGAGGAUCUUGAGCCACUAGUCCAUGGGAGAGGCAGGAAGGAAAGCAUGGAUGAAAUGUACUUUGGAGUCCAUGAUCAACUCUUGUAUGCCAGGAAGACCGAACCAAUUCAAGGAGCUCAGUGGACAGGAAUUGUGACAACAAUCGCUGUUGAGAUGCUGAAAGCAAAUAUGGUCGAUGCUGUGGUUUGUGUACAAAGUGAUCCUGACGACAGGCUUGCUCCAAGGCCUGUUUUGGCCAGGACACCAGAUGAAGUUAUUGCAGCAAAAGGCGUGAAGCCAACAUUAUCGCCAAAUCUCAAUACGCUUGCCUUAGUAGAGGCAGCUGGUGUAAAGCGCCUUCUUUUCUGUGGUGUCGGUUGUCAAGUGCAAGCCUUGAGAUCUGUAGAAAAGUACCUUGGUUUGGAAAAGCUUUAUGUGCUUGGCACAAACUGUGUUGACAAUGGUACACGUGAAGGACUCGAUAAAUUCUUGAAGGCGGCAAGCAGUGAGCCAGAAACUGUUCUUCAUUAUGAAUUUAUGCAGGACUACAAGGUUCACUUAAAGCAUCUAGAUGGACAUAUUGAAGAGGUUCCCUAUUUUUGCCUGCCAGCAAACGACCUGGUUGACGUUAUUGCACCAUCAUGCUACAGCUGCUUUGACUACACAAAUGGCUUGGCGGAUUUAGUGGUGGGGUAUAUGGGCGUACCAAAAUAUGCUGGGGUUUCCAUGACGCAGCAUCCUCAGUACAUUACAGUCAGGAACGAUCGUGGGAGGGAGAUGCUGAGCCUGGUGGAGGGCCUUCUGGAGAGCACGCCUACAGUGAGCAGCGGCGCGAGGCAACCGUUUGUUAUGGAGACAGUGAAAGCCGACGAUGCAGCAAAAUUAGGGAAAGGGCCUUCGAGACCAGCUCCUAGGUUUGUGGGCAACAUUCUGGCCUUCUUGCUGAACCUGGUUGGUCCCAAGGGCCUGGAGUUCGCACGCUACUCUCUGGACUACCACACGAUCCGGAAUUACCUGCAUGUGAGGCGGGCAUGGGGAAAACAGAGGGCUGAGCAGCACAUCCCGGGAUACGCCAAGAAGAUCGUGGAGGCCUACGACCGGGACGGACGGAUCCAGUCAAUGCUCAACUCCAGCAGUCAAUAAUCAAGGGCCUGAAUGAAUAACUAGACCUGCAUUGUGUUUGGAUGAUCAUGAUUGUAAGAUUAGUUAUUAUUGCAGGGAGGACAUAUAUGAUUAUUGUAACGUAACGUAACGUAACAUGGUAUAGUACUAUAUGAUACAUAUAGUAGAAUACAUA